CUGUUUCUGCUCUUAUUUGGGCGACUCUCGAGUUGUGCCCAUGCUCUUGGCAGCUUUGUGUGAAGCGUAGCAUCGCUGGGCAGAAGAAAAUGGGGCGAAACAUGCUGCAGGCGUUCUUCUGGUUCGUCCUGGGGCUUUGGGGUCACUCGCACGGAGGAUUCCCCAACACCAUCAGCAUAGGUGGACUUUUCAUGAGAAACACCGUGCAGGAGCACAGCGCUUUCCGCUUUGCCGUGCAGUUAUACAACACCAACCAGAACACCACCGAGAAGCCCUUCCAUUUGAAUUACCACGUAGAUCACCUGGACUCCUCCAAUAGUUUUUCUGUGACUAAUGCUUUCUGCUCCCAGUUCUCAAGAGGGGUGUAUGCCAUCUUUGGAUUCUAUGACCAGAUGUCGAUGAACACCCUGACCUCCUUCUGUGGGGCCCUGCACACAUCCUUUGUCACGCCCAGCUUUCCCACUGACGCAGAUGUGCAGUUUGUCAUCCAGAUGCGCCCAGCCUUGAAGGGCGCUAUUCUGAGUCUUCUGGGUCACUACAAGUGGGAGAAGUUUGUGUACCUCUAUGACACAGAAAGAGGAUUUUCCAUCCUCCAAGCGAUUAUGGAAGCAGCCGUGCAAAACAACUGGCAAGUGACAGCACGGUCUGUGGGAAACAUAAAGGACGUCCAGGAAUUCCGGCGCAUCAUUGAAGAAAUGGACAGGAGACAGGAAAAGCGAUACUUGAUUGACUGCGAGGUCGAAAGGAUUAACACGAUUUUGGAACAGACGGUCAGCAUUGGAAGAGACUUGAAAGGAUACUAUUUUAUCAUUUUGUCUCAGGGUUUUACUGAUAUUUUGCUGGAAAGAGUCAUGCAUGGGGGAGCCAACAUUACAGGCUUCCAGAUUGUCAACAAUGAAAACCCGAUGGUUCAGCAGUUCAUACAGCGCUGGGUGAGGCUGGAUGAGAGGGAAUUCCCUGAAGCCAAGAAUGCACCACUAAAGUAUACAUCUGCAUUGACACAUGAUGCAAUACUCGUCAUAGCAGAAGCCUUUCGCUACCUGAGGAGGCAGCGAGUCGAUGUAUCCCGGAGAGGCAGUGCUGGUGACUGCUUAGCAAAUCCUGCUGUGCCCUGGAGUCAAGGAAUUGAUAUCGAGAGAGCUCUGAAAAUGGUGCAAGUACAAGGAAUGACUGGAAAUAUCCAAUUUGACACCUACGGACGGAGGACAAAUUAUACCAUUGAUGUGUAUGAAAUGAAAGUCACUGGCUCUCGCAAAGCUGGCUACUGGAAUGAGUAUGAAAGGUUUGUGCCUUUCUCUGAUCAGCAAGUCAGCAAUGACAGCGCCUCCUCAGAGAACCGCACCAUUGUAGUGACAACUAUUCUGGAAUCACCUUAUGUGAUGUACAAGAAGAACCAUGAACAACUGGAAGGAAAUGAACGCUAUGAAGGCUACUGUGUAGACUUAGCCUAUGAAAUCGCCAAGCAUGUAAGGAUUAAAUAUAAACUGUCCAUUGUUGGCGAUGGAAAAUAUGGCGCAAGGGAUCCUGAGACUAAAAUAUGGAAUGGCAUGGUUGGGGAACUUGUGUACGGAAGAGCGGAUAUAGCUGUUGCUCCACUCACUAUAACACUGGUCCGUGAAGAAGUCAUAGAUUUUUCAAAGCCGUUUAUGAGCCUGGGCAUCUCCAUUAUGAUAAAGAAGCCUCAGAAAUCAAAACCAGGCGUAUUCUCCUUUCUGGAUCCCUUGGCUUAUGAGAUCUGGAUGUGCAUCGUCUUUGCUUACAUUGGAGUCAGCGUCGUUCUUUUCCUAGUCAGCAGAUUCAGCCCUUACGAAUGGCACUUGGAAGACAACAAUGAAGAACCCCGGGACCCACAAAGCCCUCCUGAUCCUCCAAAUGAAUUUGGGAUAUUUAACAGUCUUUGGUUUUCCUUGGGUGCCUUUAUGCAGCAAGGAUGUGAUAUUUCUCCAAGAUCUCUCUCCGGGCGCAUUGUCGGAGGGGUUUGGUGGUUCUUCACCCUGAUCAUCAUUUCUUCCUAUACCGCCAAUCUCGCGGCUUUCCUGACUGUGGAGAGGAUGGUUUCUCCCAUAGAAAGUGCUGAAGACUUAGCUAAGCAGACUGAAAUUGCAUAUGGGACCCUGGACUCUGGUUCAACAAAAGAAUUUUUCAGAAGGUCCAAAAUCGCGGUCUAUGAGAAAAUGUGGUCUUACAUGAAAUCCGCAGAGCCGUCUGUGUUUACCAAAACAACAGCAGAUGGAGUGGCCCGUGUGCGGAAGUCCAAAGGGAAGUUCGCCUUCCUGCUGGAGUCCACCAUGAAUGAGUACAUCGAGCAGAGGAAACCAUGUGAUACGAUGAAAGUUGGUGGAAAUCUGGAUUCCAAAGGCUAUGGUGUGGCAACCCCGAAAGGCUCAGCAUUAAGAAAUGCUGUUAACCUGGCAGUAUUAAAACUGAAUGAGCAAGGCCUCUUGGACAAAUUGAAAAACAAAUGGUGGUACGACAAAGGAGAGUGCGGCAGCGGGGGCGGUGACUCCAAGGACAAGACCAGCGCUCUGAGCCUUAGCAACGUGGCAGGCGUUUUCUAUAUACUUGUCGGCGGUCUGGGGCUGGCCAUGAUGGUGGCUUUGAUAGAAUUCUGUUACAAAUCACGGGCAGAGUCCAAGCGCAUGAAACUCACAAAGAACACCCAAAACUUUAAGCCUACUCCUGCCACCAACACUCAGAAUUACGCUACAUACAGAGAAGGCUACAACGUGUAUGGAACAGAGAGUGUUAAGAUCUAGGGAUCCCUUCCCACUGGAGGCAUGUGACAAGAGGAAUCACUGAAACCGUGGCUGCUUCAAGGAUCCUGAGCCAGAUUUCACUCUCCUUGGUGUCGGGCAUGACACGAAUAUUGCUGAUGGUGCAAUGACCUUUCAAUAGGAAAAACUGAUUUUUUUUUUCCUUCAGUGCCUUAUGGAACACUCUGAGACUCGAGACAAUGCAAACCACCAUCGAAAUCUUUUCGCUUUGCUUGAAAAAAAAGUAAAAUAAAAACCAACCAACAAAUGGACAUGCAAGAUUCCAGUAUGUGAGGGAAAAAAAUCUUAUUAAAAAAUCAAUUCAACAAAAGCCAUUCUUUGAUACCACUGCACAGUAUAAAAACACCAUAUUCUGUAACACACACACACACACACACACACACACACACACACGCUCACACAACAAAACACAUACAAAUUUAAAAUUCCAGUUCAGCCAAUAGGCCCAUCUUAGCUAAAGUAAUCAAUUCCUCCUGACUUCAAAAACAAAACAUCUUUGACUCCCUGUGUUUGGGAAGACAGACUGGCAUUUCUCCUAGGAUCUGCUGACCCGAUGUCUUUGGUACUUCCUAUUGGUGGUGAUGUUCUGUGUACCCUAUUUCCUUUCAACGUGGCUGACGUGUAUAUCUUUAGACGAGAACCGCAACACUUGGCAAAUUCAAAGCAGUUGGGGAAAGGGCCUCAACCGUGACAUCUCUGUAUUCUAGACUUGGCUUUGUGAACCUGCACUGGUAACUUCCCACGCUGUGAAGGGAUUAACAGAGCACGGGAAUGCACUCCUGCUGGGUAGCAAGGGGACGGGCACUAUCAGGCAUACCUCUCGGUGCUUUCCCCUAAAACGGAUCCCGGGGCUUUCCAAGACGCCUGGAAUUUCCACUCACAGAUCUGUUUUUCUUGCUUCCGUGUGUAUUUUAAAGCCAAUAUCGCUGAGUAUUUUGCAUUGAGGUGCAGGAAAGGCUGCCUAUACUCCCAGAUGUGUUUAGAAUAUCUUUCUCAGAAACAACACUGUGUUUAGCUCUGCUUUCUCUGCUAAGUAUGCCUUUCAAGUGUACACCACGGAGACAGGACCACGUCGCAAGGAGGGCCAGCGAGUUCAGACCGCCGUUCUCAAUCUGACUUUAUUCUUGCUAGGUCUGGCCUGCCAGCUGUAGCCUGUUUGUGCCCGUGGCUCUCCGUCCGACUGCAUGUUUCCUUUCCUAGUCUGCAAAGAUGAAAAUGCACUCCCAGACCUACUGCUAAACCGAGGGCCUCAGCAUCACUCCUAGGCCCUUGCUUGGAGCAGUCUUUCGACGGACUCUCUUAGAAGAUCGCUCCCCUACUCCAUGGCUAUCUAGUAAGUAAUUGUGUACCUGCCAUUGACAUCAUCAGACCAGACCAAGGAAAUCGUCUCCGCUCACUAAUUACCUCCUAUAUAACAGUGUAGGCUUUUUGUAGUUCAGUAGUGGGCUCUCAUCGGUGACAUGCGUGCAUUGGGAAGUUUCCAGACUGUAAGACCGAGGAGCUCGCUCACUUUCAUUCCCCCACGUGUGACCCUUAGAUGGUUAGUGGGCGCGCUGCACAUGUGCUCUUGUCUUCAGAAGAGAAAGGAAGAAGUCUCUUUCCAAUGAAAUGCUUUCAGAAAAGUGUAAUAUAGACUUUCACACCCCCCCAAAAAAAAGUGUGUCAUAAACAAAUAACUCACCUGUCACAUCUUACAUGGUAUUGAACUAAAAAGAAAGCUGUUGUGUUUCUGUUUUGCUUUUCUGUUUGGUUUGACUUUGGGGUUUUAUUUUUGUUUUAUCACAAAACUGUGACCUUUCAACUUCCAAAUGCUAUAACGUCCCCAGCACGGGAAGCGAAUGCCGUACAAAUAUGAAGUUGUAUAAAGCAACCCAACCAACCUACACACAAAAGGUUUCAUAGGCACUGUAUAAAGAGAAUGUAUGCUUAUUGACUCAAAUCAGUUUUUCAGAGAGAUGACUUCACUGAGAUGAAGAGGCGGGUAAAUUGGUUUGAUAUUUUUUAAAAACUUGCAUGUUUAAAAAAAAAUCUUGAUUGCUUCAAAUUUCUGCUACUAACUUCAUGCUAGGGGAGUUUGGCGGUAGUCACUUGAGGAUUUUUUUUCCAAUUCUUUCUUUUUGUUGUUAAAGCUGUACUUCAGUGACAGAAAAAUUGCCAAGCAAACUAAUGGUCGUAAAAGCGUAAACUGCAUGUGUGGGCAUAAAUUACAAAGCCUCAAUGCCAUUGAGGUAUUGUACAAAGUUUUAAUACAUUUUGUAAAUAAAAUUGUAAAGAAAGA
Messenger RNA from Echinops telfairi (small Madagascar hedgehog), 5052 nucleotides. RefSeq names its product glutamate ionotropic receptor AMPA type subunit 3 (gene GRIA3). Lineage: Eukaryota; Metazoa; Chordata; Mammalia; Afrosoricida; Tenrecidae. The transcript is spliced from 18 exons. Gene Ontology annotation, biological process: modulation of chemical synaptic transmission; synaptic transmission, glutamatergic; monoatomic ion transport. Gene Ontology annotation, molecular function: AMPA glutamate receptor activity; transmitter-gated monoatomic ion channel activity involved in regulation of postsynaptic membrane potential. Gene Ontology annotation, cellular component: dendritic spine; AMPA glutamate receptor complex; postsynaptic membrane. The record is from RefSeq and is a predicted model, not a curated record. Bases 90 to 2756 code for a protein of 888 amino acids.